Molecule: messenger RNA, 5745 nt
Organism: Candida albicans SC5314
Lineage: Eukaryota; Fungi; Ascomycota; Pichiomycetes; Serinales; Debaryomycetaceae
Gene: DCK1
Product: guanine nucleotide exchange factor DCK1
Exons: 1
Coding region: 1-5745 (1914 amino acids)
Biological process (GO): small GTPase-mediated signal transduction
Cellular component (GO): plasma membrane; cytoplasm
Molecular function (GO): guanyl-nucleotide exchange factor activity; small GTPase binding
Source: RefSeq, a predicted model, not a curated record
AUGACUUGGAUCAGAACUGAUUUUUUGAUAAAGGGGAAAAUUAUCAAACCUUUUUUACCCAAUGAUAAACAUCCAAAUUUGAAAAAUAAAAAUUUCAAGAAUUUAUAUCCUGGAGAUCAAGUUUUCAUUUUUGAAGUUAAAGAUACUAAAUGGGCUAGAGUUCAUGCCGUGACUAAACCUCUCCCAACAGAUUAUAUUGCCUGUACAGCUUUUUUACAUGAUUUAUUAGUUGACAAGAGUAAUGUUGUUGUUGUUCCAUUAAGUUAUAUCAAAAUUUUGAAAGAAAUGCCAUCAGAAGACAUUCGAAUCAGUAAAAAAUUCAACAAUAUCCAUGAAAAUAGUGAAAUCCCUACUAUUCGUGAUACAGAAUUAGCACGUCAAGAAGCUGUAGAUGGUACUAUUUUGAAUGAAUUUAUUAAAAAAUCUGUCCCACCAAGACCCACCAAAAGAGACCAUUCACGUGAUACACUUCUUGAUGAAAUUAAAUAUUCAUUAGAAUUACUUAAUGCUCAUAUUUUUGCUGUUUAUUCUAAAAGUGAAUUUAGAUUAUUUGAAAAGUUGACAUCAAUUUAUUAUAGUUUAUAUGAGAUUAGAACUAAAUUGAAUCAUCAUUUAUUGACAUCUGAAGAAGCUCAAGUGGCUAGAGAAACUGCCACUUUCUUGUUGAAUAGAAUACCCAAGAUUUUAGCUUCUAGAGCUUCUAGAUUGGGUAAAGAUGUCAUUGAAUUGGAUUAUUCCGACACUGAUGUUUCCGGUUAUAAAUCUAUUUUAUCAAGAGAUGCAGAAACGGGUGAGGUUUUAUCUUUGAAAACAGCUUUACCACCAAGAAUAGCAUUGAAUAAUGAAUUGGGUGCUUUGGUUCCUAAUUAUCCAAUUAAUAUUCAUGAUAAUUUCCAUAAUUACUCUUUGAAACCAUCGGCUAACAAGAAAUUUUAUCAUGAUCCACCAUCACAUAUUUUAGUUGAUUUCAAAUCUGUUACUGGUUCCUCAGCUUAUCAACCUCCAGGAUUUGCUGGUAUGGUGGCCUAUAUGUACAUUCGUAACUCCAAGAAAAGAUUAACAGAGGCAUUUGCCGUACACACUAAUUCAGUUGAAGAUUUUGUUCAUGUUGAAAAAAUCAGUGCUGCAUUAUUUAGAAAUCUUCCUGCCAGUGAAAUUGAAAACAAUAGAGUUUACCUUGUUGCUGUUUUAACAGAAGAAGUUGACUUAAACAUUAAAGGUACGGGGCAUACUCCAACAAUUAAAAGAGUGAAAAAGGGUGUUGCCGCUGGUGUAGCUGAUAUCACCAGAAUUUUCCCUAGAGCAGAAGGUUCACUUCAAUCUGGUGAAGCCCAUAAUUUUUCAAUUAAAUUGUUUGGUUCUUAUUUGAGUAAAAAAGGUCACAAGAAUAUGGUGGAAGAUCUCAGAGGUCUUAGUAAUAAUGGUUGGGGUGAACUUGUUGAUAGAAUUAUUGCUGGUUCUAGUCAAGGAGUAGCUGUUAAUCCAAGAGCAGAAAAAUUGGUGAUCACAGUAAAGGAAUUCAAACAUCAAUUUCAAGGUAAUGUGGCCAAUCAAUUAUCAUCUAGUGCACCAAUAUCUAGAAUUAAACCAAUUUUCUUUGAUCCAUUGGCGGAAAAUUAUGAACGUAUUUAUUUGAAAAUGGGUAAAGUUACUUUAUUAGGAUCUAAUGCCAGAGAAGAUUUAUUGACAUUUGAAGUCAGUACUCCUAAUAAUGAAUUGAUUACCUUUGCCAAAGCUUCCAAUCAACAGGAAAAAAGAUAUUGGCAAUUUAUAUCUGUCUUCCCCGGUGAAUCCAUUGGUGAAAUUGUUAAAGUUAAUGGAGUUGCAUUGAAAAAUUCAUCUAAAAAAUUACCUAAAGAUGAUUAUAUUCUUUUAUCAUUAUAUGUUAAUGGGGUUCUAGCUGGUGAAGGAAGAUUACUUUAUAAAUCCGGUAAUAGAUUGGUUGAAUUCAAUAAGAAAAAGACUCAUACCAUUGAAAUUAUUUCCGCAACCCAUAAUGUUCCUAUGGCUCAUAUUGAACUUAGUACUGAAUACGUUGGUAAAGUUUAUAAUUCUGACGUUUCUAUUGAUAAUAUUUUCCAAUACGAAAGAUUUUUCCAAAAUGGACAAAAAGGUAUUGAUGAACUUUCUAAUUCAUUGGUUGCUUUCACGAGAUUAGAUAUUGCUCAAGUUGUCAAAUAUUUCCCAGAAUUAUUAAGUUCAUUAUACGGAAUUAUUGGAUUUUCUAGUCAUCAUAGUGGACCUAGUAUUGAAAUUCUUGAAGAUAAUACUUUUAAAGCCGUGAUUCAUUUGUUAGAUACGGUUUUCGGUAAACAAGAUCAAUACUUGUAUCUUCUUGAUAAUUUCAUUGCCAAAUAUAAAAGUCUGAAUCAAAUUGGUAUUUUCUUAUUGACUAAAGUUGAACAAAUUUUCAAUAGAGCAGGAUCAAGUUGGAAUUCGGUUUCUAGAUCAGUUUGUCGUGUUCUUUCGAUUAUUUUGAGAAUUUCGAUUUUAUCAAUGAAUGCACCAAAUGAACAAGAUUUAUAUUUACAAACAUUGAACAAUUUAUUUAAAUCAAUUGCUUAUCUUCUUACUUUGGAUUCCACCAACAUGAUUGAUGAUCAAGUACUUGUUAUGGAUAUUAUUGAUUAUAUUUUUGCCUUUGACGUCAAUUUCAAAGGAUCAGAACUUGUUCAAAUAAUGAUCAAUUGUAUUGAUUCUAUUGGUCUUAAAGGUGUGGGAGUUGAUGAACUUAGUAUGGAGUCAACUCCGGCUGGUUCUCGUUCAAUUAAAGAUCACAAGAUCAUUAUUGGUAAAUUAUUAUUAAUUUUGAGAUUACUCAAUUCUGAUUUAGUCAAAGAGGAAAGUAGUAGAUGUAUUUUGAUUCCAAAGGCAAUCACAUGGGCCGUUGAUGUAUUCCUUGCCCCUACUGAUAUUGAGGCAACAAGAUUGGCAUGUAGUGUGCUUAAUGCUGCUUGUACAGCUUUAUGGAAUGAUGGUGUCAUUGGUAAAUAUCAAGGAGAUAUGGAGAUUUGUUAUUCAUUGGCCAAGUUUUUACCUGCUAUAUCGAGAACUUUCAUCAAGUAUAACAAGUUUACUAGAGGUAAUGGUUCAUUCAAAAAGAAACGUGUGUUCACUCAAUUGUUCCCAUCAACGUAUCCUUUCAUUGAAUUUUCUAUUGACCCGGUAGUUAAUGAUGAAAGUAUGGUUGAAGUUUUAGUUGAACUUGCAAUUACAUUUUCAUUUGUUGCUAGAGUCGGGAAAGAAGCAGCAGGAAAUGAGGGUUAUAUCACAAUUUUGGAUUCACGAAUUGAAAAUGAUUUUUUCAUCCCGGAAAAAUAUUUGGCAUCUGAUUUCCAUGGUGAAGAUAUACUUACAUUACUUUCAGGGAUUAGAUAUAUGAGAUUGGGUAAAUAUUUCCCUGAAACCAAAUGGUAUUCAACAUAUUCUGUCAUUAUUGAAGGUUGUUUAUGUGCCAUUGAAUUGGUGAGACCAUUAGUGAUUAUCAAUCAAUUACCAGCAUUGGAUGAUUCUGAAUCAUUUGAUAGAACCCUUUGGGGGAACUAUCUUAGAAGUUUGUUUAAAUUGGCCGUGUUACCACCUGUGGCAGUCGAGCAUUUGUCUGAUGUUCCAAAAAGUGCUUGUGCCAAAAUAACCAACGAUGUUCGUAAACGGGCUGCAUUUUUAAUUAAUGAAGCUUGGGAUUCUUUAGCUUGGGAUGCAACUGAUGAAGAUAUGCUUAGAUUUAAUUUGAAAAAAUUUGGUGGUUAUCAAGUUGAAUUUAUUAAUGAUGAAUUUGGAAUCUUGCCUGAUUUGAUGUUACUUGGAUUACAAAGAGAUAGUGAAUGUCAAAGUGUUGCCAUCAAGAUUUUAUGGUCGAUCAUGAUUUCCGAAUAUAUUUUAAGUGAUACUCUUCAAGAUGUUGAAAGACAAUGUUUACUUGGUUUACAUGAAAUUUAUCAUAAUAAUUCUUAUAAACCAACGUCAUUGGAUCAAGAAAAUUUCAUUGAAAGAAUGAAAAUGACAGUUAGAUUGGAUAGAGAAGAUGAAGCAUUUGAUAUUAUUUAUAAUUUUAUUCAAAAUCUUUCAUCAUUUUUCGGUACUCUUAAUUAUUAUAUUAGUGUACCAUUUGGUCCUGAAUAUGAAGAAGAUAGAAUUUUCCAUGAAAUUAAAUUGAAAGCACAAAUUAAAAAUGCCGGGAAACCAGAACUUUUCAAUUCUUAUAUUCAUCAAAUGUAUGAAAAGUAUCUUUCUCAAAAUGAUUAUGUUCAGGCCGCUUUAAGUUUGGAAUUACUUGCCAGUACUUAUUCUUGGGAUCAUCAUAUAAUUGUACCAGCAAGUUUUAGACCAAAAUUCCCAGAACAAAGUUCAUUUGAAAGAAAAGAAAUAUUAUUGAAAAUGAUAGCUAAUAAUUUUGUUAAGGGAAAUAGUCUUGAAAAAGCAGCUGAUACUUAUAAUGAAUUAUUAGAUUCAUAUAAUGAACAUACUUAUGAUUUGAAAAGUUUUGCUUAUGUUCAUAAUAAAUUGGCUCAAUUAUAUUUGGAUAUGGAAUCUUCAGAUAAAUUAACCCCUACAUAUUUCAAAGUUGAAGCCAUUGGUGGUGGGUUCCCUACUUAUUUGACACAAAUAUCUCAAAUUUUCCAAGGUUUGCCAUUUGAACAUAUCACAUCAAUUCAUGAACGAUUCCUUAAAGUUUUCCCUGGUGCUAAAAUCAUUAGUGAUGAUGCUGAAGCUAUUCGUCUUAAAGAAAAAGCCACUAAUGGAAGAUAUUUAUACAUUAAAACCGUGGAACCAGUUUAUGAGUUUUCUGACAAGUUGAUUAAUACUUCACUUGGGGUAAGACAAUAUGCUAGAAACAAAGAUUUACGAUUUUUCACCAGUUUAAAGAAAUUCCCAGGGGCUACUUCGGUGUUUGAUUUAUGGACAGAAGAAACUACUUAUGAAACAUGGUUAUCAUUCCCAACUUUAAUGAAUAGAAGUUUUAUUAAAGAUUCAAAGACCGUUAAAUUGUCGCCAUUGGAUAAUGCAGUUAGAACGAUAGCUGCCAAGAAUGAUGAUUUGAUUCAAUUAGAAGCGUUUAUCAAUGCAGCUCUUAAAGAAAAAACUGAUUAUUCACAUUAUUUCAAUGAUUUAUCGAGACAAUUGGCAGGUACGGUGGAUUCGCCAGUAAAUGGAGGGGUUGGCCAAUAUCGUGCAUUUUUCUCCGAUAGCAAAUAUCAAAUUAAUGAAGAAAGUAUUGCUAAAACAGAGUUGUUACGUAAUGCAUUCAAUGAUCUUGCUAUUAUCUUGUAUCGUUGUUUGAAUUUACAUGGUAGUUUGAUUGGACUAUCGAUGAAACUGUCACAUCAAGCAUUAGUCGAAUUGUUUAGAAAGAAUUUCCAAGAAGAAAUUGUUGCUUUACGUUUAGGUGAAGAGGCGACAAUUACAGCUCCAUCCUCAAGUCGUGUUUCCAUUUUCCACAAUAAACGUGCUAAUGGUUUAAUGACUGAACGUGCCAAUUCCAUUUCAAACAUGUCUGGUGCUGGUUCUACAUAUUCGGGUUCAAGACUAGCAAGGUCUCCUACUAAUGCCUCAUCAGUGUCUUCAAAUAAUUCAUCAAUCACUAGAUCAGGUAGAGCAUCAAACACUUCGGGAUAUCCUGCAAGUGUUAUUCAACCAGGAUAUACUGGGUUAAAGGGAUCAUCUCUUAAAAAUGGUAAUGGAUCUGUCACUUCUAAAUCAAUAAACGGAUCCGGUAAAACAAAUGCAAUAAAUACAAAAUGGUAG